ACGUGUUUCUUUCCCGAGGUUGAAUGCUCUACCUGCAGCACCAUAGGUUUGGAGAGAAGUGGAAGCGAGUGUGGUGUGUUCUCUACAGGGAGAGCUCCUGUUCUAUUUCCAGACUCGAGUUCUUUGAAUGUAAAGAUGAAGGAAACGUGGAAAAGAACGACAAGAGUCUUCGAAGACAACAGGAACACAAGAAGGUGAUCAGACUGGCCGACUGUAUCCGGGUGACGGAGCUGGAAGUGGGCGGAGCUCCCAGAGACACCGGAAGCUUCCUGGUGGAGACAACGGACAAGAUCUACGUCUUCGCCGCGGACAGGAGACAGCUGGACGACUGGACACACACGCUGUGUGAGGUCGCCUUCCCUAUGAGCUGGCUGGACGGGAGGCGGGGACUCAGGGACGAGGACCAGAGGAUGGAGGACAACAGUCUGUACUGCGGACGAGACACAGUGUGUGACUUCAGGGUGUGUGUGCGGAGGACCGAGGCGUCCGAUCGCUGUGGUCUCAGAGGAGACUUGAUCCUUCGGGCCGAUCGAGACGUCCUGCAGCUCCUGGACCAGGACAGACACGUCCUGCUCAGCUGGGAGUACACACACCUGAGACGCUUCGGCAGGGACAGGUCCUCGUUCUCCUUCGAGGCGGGCCGCCGCUGUGUCUCUGGAGAAGGCAGCUUCGAGUUCCAGACCCGUCGGGGGAACCAGCUGUUCCAGGCCGUGGACGCCGCCAUCAACCUGCAGAGAACCCGGCUGUCCCACAGGAAGACCUGCGGCCCGGGUCCAGCAGUUCCAGCAAUUCCAGCAGGUCCAGGGAGUCCCCAAAGUCUGAACUUGUCCCCGUUAAACCUGGACCCUGCAGCCCAGGAUUGCAGUGUCUACAGCGUUGUCACGGAAACCUCCACCAUCCACCACAAAGACAGAGAGCAGCACCGCCCCCUGCUGGUCUGUGGAGGUUCUCCGGUGACCGGGGUCAGGAGUUUGACCCUGGACUCUGGUCCGGGUCUCCUGGUUCCACGGAAGAACCAGGUGAAGAUGAUCUCCAGCUGCCCGCUGCCCCACGUCACCCCAGACGCCUCCCCCGGCCCCGCCCCCGGCCCUGGCCCCGCCCCCGCCGUCCGCCUCAGCCCAAACCCGCGCCCGGGCGCCACUGACCGGACCUGCUCUCAGAUCUCGCUGUCGGAGAGGAGGAGCCGUGUGGCUCCGCCCCCUGCCAGGGAGUCCGAGUACUCGCUCCCCUUUGACACGGUGGGCCGGAACCCCCGGCGGGCGCCGCACGGCGGGCCUGGCGCCGGCCCCGGCCCCGGCGCCGACCCGCUGUACGACAGCAUCGACGACUUGCAGGUGGGGAAAACGCUGGGACCCGCCUACGCCAGGGGGGAGCACAUCUACGACGAACCGGAGGGGACCGCCGCCGCCCCGCCCCCAGCCCCGCCCCCAGCCCCGGACGCCACGUCGGUUUACGACGACCCCGAAGAGAUGAGAGGGGACGCCUGGAGGAUCAUGGGAACUGCUGCAGACCCCAGAGGACACCAGUUCCCCUACAACCCCCGGGUGGACGACUACGCCGUCCCCAAGAGAGUCCCCAGGACCCAGAGCCCCGCCCAGAACCAGGAGGAGGAGCAGGAGGAGGAAGAGGAGGAGCAGGAGCAGGAUCAGGGUCAGGAUCAGGAUCAGGGUCAGGAUCAGGGUCAGGGUCAGGAUCAGGGUCAGGAUCAGGAUCAGGGUCAGGAUCAGGGUCAGGGUCAGGAUCAGGGUCAGGAUCAGGGUCAGGGUCAGGGUCAGGACCAGGAUCAGGGUCAGGGUCAGGAUCAGGACCAGGAUCAGGGUCAGGGUCAGGAUUCUCCGUACAAAAACGUAACAAUGAAAAUGUCGGAGAAGUGAAGAUGUGUCUGAAACGAUCAAUAAACAGAUCUGAUCCUGGUCCAGCUGGACCAGCUUGGCUCCA
Messenger RNA from Salarias fasciatus (jewelled blenny), 1938 nucleotides. Its product is annotated as docking protein 2-like. The coding region runs from base 24 to 1874 and encodes 616 amino acids. Gene Ontology annotation, cellular component: cytoplasm. Lineage: Eukaryota; Metazoa; Chordata; Actinopteri; Blenniiformes; Blenniidae. Gene Ontology annotation, biological process: positive regulation of MAPK cascade; Ras protein signal transduction; cell surface receptor protein tyrosine kinase signaling pathway. The record is from RefSeq and is a predicted model, not a curated record. The transcript is spliced from 10 exons.